AUGGAUGUAUAUGAAGAGGAACAAGCAAUACAUAAGCAAUCUGCAGCUGAUAAAACAAGACUACCACUGGUGUCCACUGAGAACAAGAAUGGAGCCACUCGUUCGAGGUACAGGUCAUCGUCCCCCACGAAACGCUGGACACCAUCAACCUCAACUCAUGCAACAUCAGCAAAGAGGGUUAUAUCGGCUGAAAGGAAUCGCCCCUCUAGACCGUCAUCACCUCGAUCUCCCUCAACCCCAAUUCAGGAUACAUCUGCAGAACUGUUGUUGGCAUCAAGAAAGGUAGUUGGCAACAAGAUGCCAGAGGCCUUAUGGCCUUCAACAACGCGGAGCCAGAAUGUUUCUUUACAGCCUGAUACAUUUUUUAGUCCUAUUAGUAAGAAAGAAAAACCAGUUUCUUAUAUUCCAGAGAGGAAGCAAACUCCACUUGAAGGUAAGAGUUCUGCUGAUCAAUCUGAGAAUUCUAAACCUGUUGAGAGUCUGUAUCCGCGUAUGGUGGACCAGCAUCGAUGGCCAAGCACAAUCCUAAGCACAAGCGCAUUCAUUCUUACUAGAGGUAUUGAUGUUGCUGAUAAGACCAGCAAAACUCCAUCUUUAUCCCGUCCGGAAACAGGUUCACCUUCCCUUGAGAGACUAUCCCUGGAUGGAACAUCUGAUCAUAACAGAAUCAUCGAUGUGGCUGACAAGACCAGCAGUCCCUCAUCUUUAUCCUCUUCCAGAACAGGUACACCUUCCCAUAGGAGACUAACUAUGGAUGUCAGUGCUGUGCUGAAUAGAAGUAUUGAAUAUCAAGAUAAGAAAAACAAAACUUCAUUGUCCCCAUAUGGCAAUGUUGUUCCAAGUACAAGCAUAGAUUUAGUUGAUAAGACAAGUAGAACUUCAUCUUUGUUCCAUCAGGAAACAAAUACUCAUUCAAUCAGGAGACUACCUCUGGAUGGCAGCCCUGUUCCAAAUCAAAGUGUAUAUUUAGUUGGCAGGAGUAGGACUACAAAAACUUUAUCUUCAACGUGUACAGAAACAGGUACACCUUCUCCCAGGAUAGUAUCUUGGGAUGAGAAAAGUAAACCUAUGGCCAAAUCUACCAAUGAAAAAGAAUUGGUUAAUGGGUGCUCAGUUGAUGAUUGUUCAACACCAAUUGCAAGGUCUGAUUCUUCAAGUUCAUCAGAUAGAACACAGAUGUCAAAUGCUGCCAUGAAACAUAUGGCUGCUCCAGCUCUUGGAUUGCUGUCUACUGUGUCUAAAUGGAUCGUUCCCUCUCGAGGAAAGGCUGCCAAUUCCUCUGGAGGAUCCAGUCCUGCUCGGAAAAGACCAUCCAGCCCUGCUCAGAAAAGACCAUCUAGCCCUGCUUGGAUAAGACCAUCCAGCCCCACCAGGAAACUUCAGAGUGCAGCUUCAGUUUUUAGUUUUUUUACAGAUAUCAAACAUGGAAAGAAGGCUAAGCACAUUGAAGAUGUCCAUAACUUGCGGCUUUUAUACAAUAGACUCUUGCAAUGGAGAUAUGCAAAUGCUCGGAGUGAUGAUGCAUUGCAAUCCCAGAAAGUAAAAACUGAGAAAGUGUUGUCCAGUGUGUGGGUGGAAAUUGUUGCUGUUUGGGACUCAAUAAUAGAGAAAAGGAUUGAGAUUCAGAAAUUGAAGCUCAAGUUGAAGCUUUACACUAUUUUGGACAAUCAAAUUUGUGGACUUGAAGAGUGGAAAUCAACUGAAGUGGAUCAUAUUAGCUCAUUAAGUUUGGCCAUAGAGGAUCUGCAAGCUGGCACAGUUCUUGUUCCGGUCAUGAGAGGAGCAAGGGGUAGCAUUCAAAGAAUCAAGGAGGCUGUAAGCUUGGCUCUUGAUGUGAUGCAGGCAAUGGGGUCCUCCUUACGUUCCGUUCUCUUGAAGGUCAAUAGGAUGAACUCCUUCGCGUCCGACCUUGCUGAUGUAGUAACAGAGGAAAGAGCUAUCUUUGGUGAAUAUGAAUCAUUGUUGAGCUCCAUAGCUGAAUUGCAGGUGGAAGAAUCCAGCCUAAGGAGCCAUUUACUACAGAUGAAAUGA
Salvia splendens (bonfire salvia) is the source of this 2031-nucleotide messenger RNA. Its product is annotated as AUGMIN subunit 8. The transcript is spliced from 7 exons. Gene Ontology annotation, cellular component: cytoplasm; nuclear microtubule. NCBI's taxonomy places the organism in Eukaryota, Viridiplantae, Streptophyta, Magnoliopsida, Lamiales, Lamiaceae. Bases 1 to 2031 code for a protein of 676 amino acids. The record is from RefSeq and is a predicted model, not a curated record. Gene Ontology annotation, biological process: spindle assembly. Gene Ontology annotation, molecular function: microtubule binding.